AUUCAGUCCAAUGAGAGCCGCUCUUCGAUUCGUCACACCCGCCGACGAAUCUCUCUCUGUUCCGUCUGUUUCUCUCUCUCUCUCUCUCUCUGUCUCUCUCUCUCUCUCUCCCUCUCCCUCCCCCUCUAUUUCUCUCCCUUUUCAACCGUCUCUCCGUCUCUAAUUUUCUUCCUCGCGGCGCGGAGGAGCGGAUAAAGAUCGACGUCGAUUUCCGAAAAAGCGGCUCGAAUCGAGUGCUCCUCUCUCGCACGGCUACCUGGAGAGCGCGAACGUACGAAGGAGCGAGCGAGCGAGCGAGCGAUCCACGACGCAAGUGCGUCGCGAUGCGUCGCAACGCGGUGUCGUAACGCGCGCGCGGCGCGUGCAUCCAGACGGUGCGUGACAGUGCGCGUGCGGUGCGCGUGCGGAAUUUCAGUGCAACCCUUCCCGGAUGGGAGACGCGCGCGCCGGGCAGGAAGAGGAUCCUCGCGGAUGGAGGAGAGGCCCGCGUCAGCCCGCAAGUUUGUUUUGACGACGGCUCACCGUGCACCGCUGCACUUGCCGCGCGAGAUCGCAGCGUCGUAAACACGCGCGCGCGCGCGCGCGCGAGACUCCUAGUGCGUACUCGCGAGCUGGAGGAGGAGAAAGACAGCGUUUGUUUAUCGAGUGAUCGAAACGACCGUUCGAACGUCGAGCGCGCGCGCAGUGCAAUCGACGGGCGAUCGUCUCAGCCGCGAGAGUGAGGUGAGAGUCGACGCGCAGGAUCGCCGGAUUCAAUUCCGAGUUUCACGGAGAUUCCGCGAUCCCGGACGGCCGAAUUUCGCAGAUCUGACUCUGAUACUUCAGAGUGCGAGUGGGCGCAGGUGUCCGCGGGUUUUGCGAACAGUUUCGUAGUCCGUCGGUCCGGGCAUUGUCCGCUGAGGGAUCCACGGCUGAUUAAUCGAAGCGAUUAAUCGGUUAACCAGGACACCCGCGCGAAUGCGAGUGCGAGCCUCGGACGGGCCGGACAGCCAGGUUGAAAUCGCGAGGGAGCGCGCUUCCUAGAGGAUAGAAGGAAGGAUUUCGCCUCGGCGAGGAAACAUGUCCCGCGGCGGUCGCAACGCGAACCGGUUGCGCGCUCUUAAAAUAGUUUCUCACGCGUAGGUAACUGGCGCGCACGCCGCCCCGCCACUGGAACACGAUGCCGGAGAGUGCCAGCAACAAGAUGGGCUUUAGCGCGUUGAUCAGCACCGUGACUAUUGUCUGCAUUAUACUUAUGAUUACCGUGACAAAACGGGCAGAAGCGUGCAAUGAGGCAGUCUGCGCAAGUGUCGUGAGCAAGUGCAUGCUCACGCAAAGCUGCAAGUGCGACAUGGACACCUGUACCUGUUGUAAGGAAUGCUUCUCGUGCCUCAGCUAUCUAUACGACGAAUGCUGUUCGUGCGUAGAUCUCUGCCCGAAGCCAAACGUCACCGAGAACCCGUUGAGCAAGAAGUCGCAUGUGGAGGAUUUCAACGAGCCGGUGCCAGCUCUCUUUCAGGCGCUCACCACCGAGGAGGAUCCGCUCCAGCGAUGGAUCCCCUUUACUUUUCCCGUGGAUUAUGACCUGUCGCUGUUUCACUCGAAAGACAAGGAUAUGACUUAUCAUAUGCAGACCAACCUCGACGGAGAGUUGCACGCGCUGAAGCCGAACGUGAUGACAGUCAACUGCACAGUCGCCUUCAUGGCGCAAUGCAUCUCUUGGAACAAGUGCAGUGCGUCCUGCCAGAGCAUGGGCGCCACCAGCUACAGGUGGUUCCACGACGGCUGUUGCGAGUGCAUAGGUGACACAUGCAUCAACUAUGGGAUCAACGAAUCGAGAUGCUUAAAUUGUCCCUUGAAAAAGGAGGAAGAUGACGACCUGAAGGAUCAGUACGACGAUUACGGUCAGGUGGAGGACGAUCUGGUUGAUGACGAGGUCAUCAACACUUAGUCAUCAUCAGACCGGCGUCUCCUGCUGCAACAAAGACCUCGCGAACAGUGUUUCGCGAGUGAUUUUUAAUCGCCGAAUCCCGGCACACGAUACCCGAUGCCGAUUGUACGUUACGGACGUGAUGAUGGUUGGAUUGAUAUUAAAAGGACUAAUAUUUUUAUUGUUUUUUGUUAUUGUGUACGAAGAUGCCUUUCGGAAGUUAUCCUGAAUUUUGUGCACUUGAGAAUUUUAUUCGUCGGAUAUCAGUCGACGCGACAGGGUGAUUCUUUUAAGACUCACCGCGGUUGAGUUCACGCGCUCCAAACUUCUGCUUUCAGAGCUCGCAGUUGUCGCAGAGUUGCGAUCUGUGCGACCGCUUACGAGCGAUCUUGAACGGUCGCGCUCAUCAUUCAAAAGUGAGUUCAUGUUGUCUUUUUUUUGUUAUCUACGAGCGACGAUCAUAGUGGGACAAAGCAAAUCUAAUUUUUUAAGAGCUCGAGAAUCUCAAACGUGGAAGUGUACAACUGCUAAAGAGAGAUUUGCAAUAAAUUUUAUCACUUAAGAGAGUUAACUUAAGUUUUAAUAUAACAUUAAGAUGCAACGAGGUUGCCGGAUAUAAGUGACAUUCUUCGCGUUUCGUCGAGAAGCGAUCCAAGUCUCCAAGCUCGGCUUGGCCUCCGUAUGCAGUUACGCAAUAUGUAAAUGUGCGUGUAACCUCUUGUCUUAUCCGCUUUUUUUUUUUUUUUUUUUCUUUAAGAAUAUACUAGGUUAUCGAGUUCUCUUUCGAGCUUAGGUUAUCGAGAGUCUUGAUUAUCGCGCGUCCGUGCCAUAAGUAAAAUUGUACAUAUAUGUCAAAUCGCUCUCGAUCAAACGUCGAAGUCGUCUUACACACGCGAGAUCCCUUCGGGAUUACCACGAGCAGGGGAGAUAACAAGUGAAUGAAGCUACGUGUAUAUUCUUGUAGAUACAUGUGUGUAUACGCUCGCG
This is a messenger RNA of Harpegnathos saltator (Jerdon's jumping ant), 2896 nucleotides long. Its product is annotated as twisted gastrulation protein homolog 1. The transcript is spliced from 4 exons. Lineage: Eukaryota; Metazoa; Arthropoda; Insecta; Hymenoptera; Formicidae. Bases 1160 to 1930 code for a protein of 256 amino acids. Gene Ontology annotation, biological process: regulation of BMP signaling pathway. The record is from RefSeq and is a predicted model, not a curated record.